AGUCCAAGGCUAGGGAAACUGAAGCCCUUCCAGGGAGGGGCUCCUCCUGUAACUGGAGGACCAUGGCAGCGAAUAGGGGAGCAAGGACCUUCUUAUCCGUUUUCCUGCUGUGCUGCUGGCAAGUCACUGAGCUACAUCCAGUCAAGACAACUUCAGGUCCAAUCACUGAAGGCGUUUUCAACUCAACAACUGAAAACAUACCUGAAACCUUAGAUGAAAUUCUAGCCCAAGAUAUUUUGGAGCCAAGAACUUCAGCAAUGUCUGCAACAACACCACGAACAAGAUCGCCAACACAGACAACAGUACAAACCAAGGAACCAAAUGCUGGUAUUGAAGAAAACUACCAAGAGGAAGCCUUUGAGAACUACCACGAGUUCCUGGAGAAUUUAGAACACUCAUCUAGGAAGAAGGCGAAAAGUGACAAUAAUGAAAAGAAGAGUUCAAAGGAUGAUGUGUAUGAGAAACUGUCUGUUCUGGACAGAAUGAUUGAAAACCCAGGACAAUCUGAAGGCAGCCUGGAGCUAACAGAAAGCAUCUUUUAGAAGAGGACCAAGCCCAGGAGGACAGCGUGGCACGGGCGUUCCUGAGCUUAAAAAGACAAGGAGCCACGGGAGAGCUCCACACCACCCACCCUUAGGGAAUGAAUGCACUCACUGAUACCCAUUCUUAAAAGAAAAUUGCUUUUUCCACAUAA
Molecule: messenger RNA, 694 nt
Organism: Rattus norvegicus (Norway rat)
Lineage: Eukaryota; Metazoa; Chordata; Mammalia; Rodentia; Muridae
Gene: Spaca7
Product: sperm acrosome associated 7
Exons: 6
Coding region: 63-542 (159 amino acids)
Cellular component (GO): acrosomal vesicle
Source: RefSeq, marked validated